UUACUGAUCCAUUCAUUCUCUACUUAAACAAAUUACAUCUAACAGUUCUGCACUCUCUCUGUGGAAGCUCCUCCUAUCUUUCACAUCUGGCUUUCUCUUUUCCCGAUACUUUCAGCCUCUCUUGUCCCUCCAUAAUUAAACUCUUGUGCAUGCACUUCUCCUUCUUCUUCUUCUUCUGAAUAUCAUCAUCAUCAAGCUUUUUGAAAAGGAUCUCUCCUUUUGGUUCUUUUCCUUGUGUUUAUUCUCUACCUUUAUUUUGAGUCAUUUUCAUUCUUCUUGGGUGCCAUAUAAAUAAAUAUAUAUUCACUUUCAUGGCUACACUGAGGCCAGAGAACAACACCAUCCCUCUUCCUCGAAAUGCUUCAUUCUCUUCAUACCUCAACUCUACAGAAGAAACCUUUAUCAAGAACCUAUCCGACUCUGUUCGAAAACCAUACCCAGAUGGGAAGAAGACAGAAGAUGGAGAAAUUGACGUCUUUGAAGCUGAGAAAUAUUUCAAUGGAGCUAUUGAUGAUCAUGAACAACAAAGCUCAAAGCUUUCCACCAUUAUUAAUGGACCCAACAAACAUGAACCCGAUCAAUAUAGCCAAAACAAACAGAGGACAAGAGUUCAAUUUGGAACACCAAGCGUUAACUCGGAAUCCAGCUGGAACAGCAGCAGCGUGCUGCUUCAACCAGCAUUGAAGAAUCAAACUCCUCCUCUUCCUCCCCAAAUGAACAAGAACAACAACCUCAAAACCCUCAUCUCUAACCUGAGAUGCAACUACUGCUUGUGCAACGACAAGAACUCUGUCCAAGUUUACGAGACUUCCAAAUCGAUCAACGAGAAGACGACUGCAAGAGAUCAAUCCACUCAAUCUAGUUCGUAUUUAUCUCAGUCUAAUACUAAAUCCCGGACCAAUCCCUGGCUCAUUAACCGAGACCAAGAUCAACAACAACAACAACAAACCAUGCAAAGAAAGUCACUGGAGGUGUUCGGUUUGUCCGUUGAAAGAAGAAUCCCAGUGAAACCAUCAGUAAUCGUGACGCACAACCAGCCGAGCACUUCAAUACAAGAACCCUGCAUGAUUGGGCAAAGCCAUGAUGGGACCUACGACGAAACGGGCAGCGAUGCCAGCUCAGAUUUGUUUGAGAUCGAGAGCUUCACCACCAACACCAUCAACACGCCAAAGGGAUACGCGCCAAGUGAGGCUAGCGUAGAAUGGAGUGUAGUAACCGCCAGCAUGGCUGAUUUUUCGGCUCUAUCUGAUUCAGAGGACGCGAGAACAAUGUCCUUUAGCUCAAACACGAGGGAAAUGGUUUCUAAACAGAGGAACAUUCCGGCCAAGGAGACUGAGAGACAGCGGUCUGGGAUUCUAUUGGGGUGCAAGAACUACAAGGCGGUUAGAGUGGCCGAAGAUGCUUAUAGGACGAGUACAAAGUUAGGUCCUAAUGGAUCAUGUAGAAUGCAUGAUGCAUCACUAGUCAGAGUCCUACGUGUCAGCGGCGAGAAUUGGAGCGGAGAAAAAGGUGGCGGGGUUUGAGGAUUCAAGAAAGCUUGAAGAAAAGUCUGGGUCUCACGCUCAUUAUGGGGGGCAUUCUGUAUGGAUAAUAAGUGCAUUUUAGGCCUAUUUGAUAACUAUUUGUUAUAACAUCUUUCUUCAAUACUCUUAUUACCCGAGCUUGAAUGGGUAAUAAAUUAUUAUUCUAACUCAUCAACGUCUACCUUUUUCAUGCUUAAAAGAGCCAUGAUGGAAUUACAAAUCCAUUCAAAGGCAAAAAGGAGACUAUUGAUGACCCAAUUAAUGUGACAGAAGUACUCUAUGGACCCAACCCUGCCCAUUAAUGGUGUCCAAGCUAUUGAAU
This is a messenger RNA of Impatiens glandulifera, 1845 nucleotides long. RefSeq names its product protein PHYTOCHROME KINASE SUBSTRATE 1-like. The transcript has a single exon. NCBI's taxonomy places the organism in Eukaryota, Viridiplantae, Streptophyta, Magnoliopsida, Ericales, Balsaminaceae. The record is from RefSeq and is a predicted model, not a curated record. The coding region runs from base 312 to 1523 and encodes 403 amino acids. Gene Ontology annotation, biological process: phototropism.